AUGAUGAGUGACAAGGCUGCGGUAAUUGCGCUACCUAACUCGGAGCAGUUCUGCUUGCAAAAUGACAGGGGUGAGCAGUAUCUGAUCCAGGUCUCUUGGCCGUUACAUUGGCAGGAUGAUGGUACAUCCGAUCGUGGACAGCUUCCCAUUAUUUACAUCGUCGAUGGCAAUGCCCUCUUUCUAACUGCGACGGAGAUUGCCUGGCGCCGUGCUGCUUCGUCCCAUUUUGCAGGAGGAGGCAUAAUUGUCGCGAUCGGAUACCCUUUGGCGAAUAAGCUAUACGACGCACGUCGUCGCAGCUUUGAUCUGACCCCGCCAACCGAGAGUGAGAUCCCUGGAUACGGUGGUGCGGAUCUUUUCCUCGAUUUUAUUGAAAAGAAUGUUCGUCCUACCGUGAAAGCUCGCUUCCCACAGCUAUCAAGCUCCAGGGAAGCGCUCUAUGGCCAUUCAUACGGAGGGCUGUUCGCCCUACACGCCUUGUUUACACGCCCACAUUCAUUCGAUGGCUAUAUGGCCAGUAGCCCUUCAAUCUGGUGGAAUAGCCGAUGUAUAUUGCAUACAGUGAAGUCGUUCUUGGAGAAGAAAAAGGCUUCUGGAAAGCGAUCGCCGACACUCAUGCUUUCAGUCGGUUCUCUCGAGCAGAAUCCACCUCAGUGGACCAACGAGCCCCUUGAUCACUAUGAAGCGCGCAAGCAAAUUGCGGCGGAUUUGAGAAUGGGUGAUAAUAUACUUGACCUCUGCAAAAUGUUGCAAGAUUGCGACCGAUUACAUACAGUCUCAUUGAAUCAGUACGACGGGGAAGAGCACACAAGUGUGAUGGCUUGUUCUGUGAGUCGAAGCUUGACCGUGUUCUUUGAGGAUUGGCCUCUGCCUCAGUAA
Molecule: messenger RNA, 879 nt
Organism: Penicillium atrosanguineum
Lineage: Eukaryota; Fungi; Ascomycota; Eurotiomycetes; Eurotiales; Aspergillaceae
Product: alpha/beta hydrolase
Exons: 2
Coding region: 1-879 (292 amino acids)
Molecular function (GO): hydrolase activity, acting on ester bonds
Source: RefSeq, a predicted model, not a curated record